Molecule: messenger RNA, 1041 nt
Organism: Didymosphaeria variabile
Lineage: Eukaryota; Fungi; Ascomycota; Dothideomycetes; Pleosporales; Didymosphaeriaceae
Exons: 4
Coding region: 1-1041 (346 amino acids)
Source: RefSeq, a predicted model, not a curated record
AUGUUUGACGCCCCCAUCUCGAUCGACGCCAUACUCUACAAAUUCGCCACUAGACAAAUCACGAUUGUCUUGAAACAUGACUGCGUCACAUACCUCGAUGUCGAGAAGGAGAGCGAGGUGCAAGAUUUCUUGAAGCAUUUGGAUAUAAUAGCGGAUCCGCGAGGUCUGGCGUCUUCGUACGACACCUUUUCUCCACCUUCCUUGGACGUCAACCGCUGCAGCGACAGUCGCUACGGCGAGAUCAUGGCGUCGCUCUUGCUCAACCUCCCGGGCGAGAUCAGGAACCGGGUGUAUACGCUGGUGCUCGAGCACGACGCGGCAGUCACGAAGAUCAAGCACAAGAAAGAAUUCAAGCGCCUCACGUCCUACAAUACCUACGAUUCAUGGGAGGAUAUGUAUUAUGGAAGGUGGUCUAGAAAGAAGGAGGAAGCCGGACCGCCGAACAGCUAUGCUGGACUUACACGCGUCUGCCGUCAAAUCCGCGAGGAAUAUCUACCAUCUUCUCGGGCCGUUUGGAACGUGAUGUAUGCUGGAUACGAUGAUCUCGUCGAUCUUCCCGCUAUCCUUCUCAACGGACAUACCCAUCGCAAUAUCCUCACAGGUCUAGAGAUUCGAGUCCGAACGACAGACAUGGCCAUGAAUUCGCAUGUCGACUUGCUCCCAAUCCUACGUGCAAGCGCCAACCCCCAAACCGGGUUCCGGUGUGGUGUCGACAAGUACGAAAAACUAAACGAGGAGCUCUAUCUCGGGUACUUGCUUCUCUAUCGCAUUCUAGAACACAAGCACAAGGACUGGCUGGCAAUGCUCCGCGAGUCUGCCUUCGUCGACGCUAUACUCUUCAACCUUACCUCGAGGGACAUCAAGAUCGUGCUCGGCCACAAAGGUGCUGCGUACAUUGACGGGGAGAACGCAAGCCAGGUGCGCAAUCUCUUGGAGUCGAUGGAAGUAGUCAAGGAGACAAGACAUUCCGGGACACUCGUUCUUCGUAUUUCAGGCGCCAGUGUUUCGGUGACUCAGUCACCUGCUUCAGAGGACGUUUGA